Maudiozyma saulgeensis is the source of this 789-nucleotide messenger RNA. The record is from the annotation of a GenBank genome assembly. NCBI's taxonomy places the organism in Eukaryota, Fungi, Ascomycota, Saccharomycetes, Saccharomycetales, Saccharomycetaceae.
AUGGAAAAUUUCAUAGAAGAUACGAAAGCCAGAAAUGAUAUAGAUGCUAUUUUGGUUCUGGAUAUAAAUUCCAAUGAGUUAAGUGAUGAAUUCCAGUUUGAAAUGGCAUUGAGAGCUCUUCCAAUUAGUUGGAGAGCUCGAGUCCUGAAUAAAAAAAUUGAUGCCGACAGAAAGAGAACACUUUGUAAUAGAUUGCUUCAGCUAUUUGGGUGUUCAACUAUAAGCGGUAUACCAAUUAAAUCUCUGCGAUUUGGUUCUAUUGAAAAUGGUAAACCGAUAUUACUACAGCAAGACGACGACAAUAUUACGUUUAGUAUGACAAAUGGAGAAAAUUAUGUAGCAAUGUUUUUAAAAAGAACAACAUGUGGCCCAGCUCCAUAUAUUGGAAUAGAUCUUGCAUCUGUGAAAGAUUUGAAUGAUCCAAAUGAUCUGAUUUUAUUUCGAGAUAUUUUUAAUCUUGAAGAAUACACUACAUUGCGAAAUGCUUCGAAGGAAAAUGUCCAAGAAUUAUUUGCAUAUUACUGGUCUUUCAAAGAAUCAUAUACAAAAUAUACUGGUACGGGAAUCUCCUGUGAUUUGAAAGUAAUUGGAGCACAGGAAUUACAAAAUUUCGAUUCUUUUAAAAAAAUUAACAGGGUGAUUGAAAGUAAGUCAAUGAUUUUUUACUCGAUAUGGCUCAAUGGUCCUUUCAAGGAAAUUCUCACGAUUUGUGAGCAAGGAAUUUCAACAAAAUAUAUAGCGCCUACAGUAUAUAGGCUAUCAUUAAAAGAUAUAUUAUCGUAUUUAUAA